This is a messenger RNA of Brugia pahangi, 1527 nucleotides long. The record is from the annotation of a GenBank genome assembly. NCBI's taxonomy places the organism in Eukaryota, Metazoa, Nematoda, Chromadorea, Rhabditida, Onchocercidae.
AUGGCGAAUAAGCCACAUUUAACAUUUGCUCGGAUUGUAUCCGGAACUGUCGAUACAAACGGUACUGGCACUGGAAAUGUUACGAUAACGCAAGUUCCUGUCACUGCCGCUGUUGCUUUAACUACUAUUACUGCUAAUACUUCUACUACUGCUACUACUACUGUUGCUACCACUACUACUAUCGCUUCUACUACUAUUACUACUAUUACUGCUACUACUACUACUGCUAUUAUUUCUACUACCACUGCAACGGCAAGUAGUGAGACCACAAGUGUAAGCAUCACUGCAGUAGAAUCAGGAAGUCACACGAGUUGUAUCACACCCGGAGAAUCGUGUCCUAACUUCGGCAGAAACAAAGAUGGUUUACAUCAACGAUUUAUUGAGGAACGAAAACAAGAUUUAGAUGGUAACGCUCAUAUUCAACGUCCAGUACAGUUUGGUUCACACCAACAAAAUCAGUAUUAUCAACAAAUUCAACGGCGUAGCAAACCACGUUCCAAAAAUGAUCGAUCGCGAAAGGAUGAUAACGUAUUAUUGGCAUGUAAGGAAGAAAGUGAAGCACAUACGGAGCAACAACCUGAGGUAGUUUUAGGUCCCGCUCCACUUCCAACUGUGAAUGCUUGGUUCAAACAGUCCGCAACAGAGUUUUCUGAUUGCAUGUUGUACAUUCGUAAAAAUUAUGGCUACAAGGAAAGAUUCAAAAAUUUACGCGUUUUAGAAACAAAAGAAUUAAAGGAAGAAAGUAGCGUCUUGAAUUCUCAGACAUCCUCAACAAAAGAAGAAGCCAACUCACAGGAAAUAUCAUUACCUUUGAAAACAAUGGAGUCUGAUACUGAUAGUGUUAUUAAGUUAACUGCGCAAGAAACGCUAACAUGCACAAGUGGAAAUGAUUCAAAGAAGAUGGUAAAGCCUUCUUAUUCAGGUCAAAUAAAACAGGGAGAGCAGCACGAAGCCGAAGGAACUAAUGUGGAUGAUAAAGCGUGGCCGUCAUUGAAUGAAGCGGUCAGUGAAGAAUCAAAACCGGACAGCGCGAUAAAUAAUGCGAAUACGAAGGGAGGUGCUGUUGUUAGUCAUGAAGUGGUGAAAGUCGCUGACAAUUUAGAGGCAGCAUCUUAUGCGGAUGUGAAACAAGACAGGGAUAAAGAAAAUGAAAGUAAUGGGAAAAGUAACAGAAGUGGCAAAGCAUGGAAGAAAUUGGACCUUGAUGUGGAUUAUGCAGGACGCGAAGGACAAGGAAGGCGCGGUAACACUAGUUCGGGUAGCAAGAAUGAUCAUCCACAAAAAAACAGCAGGAGAGGUGCGAACUUCACGAAACAGCAGACAGUAAAAGAAUACAUCAGUCCAUCUUAUGGGAUCGUCACCGAUCCUGCUUCAACAGCCGAAAAUGCCCCAAAGAUGGCACCAGCACUAGCGCCUGCAUCUUUGCUGGGUUGUGCACAACCGUUAUCAUGCAUUGCACCGGCACUUAUAUACAGUCCUGAAUGUGCUACCGUCAGUGAGGAAUACGCUGAGGAAGACUAUUGGUAA